UGGACGCCGAGAGAGAGGCUGUCAGCUGGUUUGUUGUCAUUUUAACCUCAGAACUCCGAACAGGCGGGUCGGUUUUACAUUACGCUGCAAGGAUUAACAGUGUUCUUUAAUGGCAACUUAAAGAAAAACGUGAAGUAUUCUUCAACGUUGCUGGCAUGGCAAAUAAGUCAUCACAAGCAAUGCGUAACCAGUAGGCUUCAACUUCUGCUGCUGAAGUUGACAGCGUCUCACGCACCGGAGUGGAACCAACGGACUAGUUCUAGAACCAGAACUGGCCUUCAACAUGAACGAGAUGAAUUUGAGUCCGGUGGGGAUGGACCAGCUGACCGUGCCAUCCGUCAGCGCGAGCCACCUUGGGCUACCCCCGUCCCCGACGCACAGCUCCAUCGCGCCAGGUAUGCCGGUGGCCAUCCCCAGCUUGGCUCCGUCUCUGGCUCCGUUGCCCUCCGCCUUGUCCCUCAUGCUGCCCAUGGCCCCCCUGGCGGAGCGCGACUACCGCAACUACAGCCUGCCCCCGCCACCAUACCCACACUUGGAGAGCAGCUACUUCAGACACAUACUACCAGGCAUCCUGUCCUACCUGGCGGACCGUCCCCCUCCUCAGUACAUCCAUCCCAGCAGCCUCAGCAUGGACGGCAGCGGUGGCGGCGGGUUGUCGGCGGUAACCAGCAACACCCCCAACCAUGCCGGCCUGGAGCCCUACGGCCCGGGGCCAGGAGGACCUGGGGGGGGCGUCACCCUGGAGGGAGGCCUGAUAGUAGGGGGAGCAGGCCAGGGGGGUGCCCUGGAGAACGGACUGGUGGUCGUGGGGGGAGGAGGAGGGCAGGUACAGGGGGGCGAGGGGCAUGAUGUUGGGGUAGGAGUAGGGGUGGGGGUUGGAGUCGGUGUGGGAGGGGGUCGGGAUGGAGGAGGAGGAGGACUGGGGACCAUGGAGUCUCGCGUCAGCAGCCCGGGAGAUGGGGGCAUGGGGGGUGGAGGGGGCAGGGUGUCGGCCCCCGGUGGGGACGGGGGAGGGGGCGGUGGACUGGGCCCUGAGGGGGGCGUCGCUGGGGGGUUGGUGCUCGUCAACAACACACUGCAGCUGGACGACUCCACAUCCAAUAAGGAAAACAUGGCCUCGGCUUUUAACAUCUGGUGUACUCUGUGUGAGCGCUCAUACCUCUCCGACUGUCCGGAACACGGCCCGGUCACCUUCAUUCCGGACACGCCCAUCCAGACCAGAGCCCGCCUCUCCUUGCCCCGCCCACUCUGCCUACGCGUCUCCCUCUCCGACCAGCCAAUGGGUGUGUUUGCGCGAGAGAGUAUCCCUGCUAGAGCGUGCUUUGGGCCCCUGGUGGGUCAACACUGUAGCAAUGUGGAGCUGGCCGCCUGGACUGACAAGGACAUCCCUCACGUCUGGAAGGUGUUUCAGGAGAAUCUUCAGGAGUUCUGCAUCGUCACCACAGAUGAGAAUCAGAGCAACUGGAUGAUGUUCGUUCGCAAGGCCAGGUCUACUGAGGAGCAGAACCUGGUGGCGUACCUGGACAAUAGGAAGGUGUACUUCUGCGUCUCCCGGGAGAUCCACCCGGAACAGGAACUACUAUAUUACUACAGCAGGGAUUACAGCAGAGACCUGGGUGUUCCCUCGGUACCUGAGAGCCAGGUGUGCCACUGUGGUAAGGAGUGCUCCUCAUUCGCCGAGCUCAAGGCCCACCUGGAAGACCACGCCUCCGACCACACCCACAACCACAACCACUCCCAUAGCCACGCCCACCGCUGCCAUAGCCCCACACACCCCUCUCACGAACUCCACCACCCGCCUCACGGACACGGACACGGACACACACAUGAACACACACACGGGCACGGACACCCAGCCCACCACCAGCCCCUUGGCACCAAACUGACUGUAACGGGCACAGUGAGCCCCUCUGUCUCUGUGUCCACCUCCUCCGCCUCCCCCUGGGUGUGCCAGACUAACGGGGGAGUAGCAGGAGGUGGAGGAGGAGGAGGUGGAGGGGGAGGACCUGGCGUUGGUACCCGAUCUGGAGUGAUGGGAGCUGGGGCUGGGAACGAGGCUGUAGUGGGUGCUACUGCUGGAGGUGGAGAUGGUGCUGGUGCUGGUACAAUGGCGCCAUCUGGCGGUGGUGGUGGUGGUGGUGGUCGGGCGAGGAAGUUUAAGUGCAGCAUGUGUACGCGUGCGUUCACCACCUCCACCAAGCUCAACACUCACUUCAUGGGACACGUGGGCAUGAAGCCUCACAAGUGCGAAUACUGCAGCAAGGCCUUCAGCGACCCCAGCAACCUGAGAAUGCACCUCAAGAUACACACAGGUCAGAAGAAUUUCCGCUGCACUGUGUGUGAGAAGUCCUUCACCCAGAAGGCCCACGUCGAGUCCCACAUGGUCAUCCACACCGGCGCUCGCAACCUCAAGUGUGACCACUGCCACCGGCUCUUUAUGAGGAAACAAGACCUCAAACAACACCUCCUCACACACACGCAGGAUAGCCAGAUCCGCUGUCCCAAGUGUGACAAGCGCUUCCUGAAGAGUAACCACCUGAAGAAGCAUCUGGACUCGCAUGAGGGUCGCCGUGACUACGUGUGUGAGAAGUGCAGCAAGGCCUUCCUCACCAAGUACCACCUCACCAGGCACCUCAAGAUCUGCAAGGGGCCCCAGGGCCGAGGACGACGAGAAGAAGAGGAGGAAGAAGAGGAGGAGGAGGAGGAGGAAGAGGAGGAAGGAGAUGAGGAGGAGGAGGAAGAGGAAGGGGAA
Engraulis encrasicolus (European anchovy) is the source of this 2752-nucleotide messenger RNA. Its product is annotated as PR domain zinc finger protein 4-like. The transcript is spliced from 15 exons. Gene Ontology annotation, molecular function: RNA polymerase II transcription regulatory region sequence-specific DNA binding; protein binding; DNA-binding transcription factor activity, RNA polymerase II-specific. Gene Ontology annotation, biological process: regulation of transcription by RNA polymerase II; embryo development; urogenital system development. The record is from RefSeq and is a predicted model, not a curated record. Lineage: Eukaryota; Metazoa; Chordata; Actinopteri; Clupeiformes; Engraulidae. The annotation marks the transcript as partial. Gene Ontology annotation, cellular component: nucleus.